AUGAUGAACAGGAUUCUCUUUGCUUGCCUGUUUCUCGCUCUGUCCACUGAAAGCUCCUCGCUAAGCUGCAGAUGGAUGGAUGAUAAAUUCAGACAGCACAACGAAGAAACUCUGAAUCUACUUGAUACCAUGGCUAAAAACUCCACUAACACCACUGAAGUGGAGGUCACUGUGGCCUUCCCUAAUCACCUGUACCACCAGGUGUCCAAAUCAUCAGCUGAGGAUAAACUGGCUUUCACUGUUCAGAUUCUGGAGGAGGUGGCUGCCCUGUUUGAGGAGGAUCACAGCUCUGCAUCAUGGGAGGACAGCACACUCGCACUGGAAUGCUGCACAGCCAAAUGUAAUGAAGUGAAUGAGAAUAGCACCUCCAAAUCUAAGGCCAUGGUGCUCAGCCAGAAAAGGGUGGACUGUCCACUCGUGAUCAGGGAUGAGUUCCUGCCCCGAGUGGAGGAGUUUAAGUAUCUUGGGGUCCUGUUCUCGAGUGAUGGGAGAAGGGGGAAGGACAUUGACAGACAGAUCAGUGCUGCGGCUGCUGUACUGGUCCAUCAGGGUGAAGAGAGAGCUGAGUGUAAAGGCAAAGCUCUCAGUUUACUCGUCAUACUUUAUAAAUCAAAAGAAACCAAACCAAAGAAAGUCUCUAAAGUGGUCUUGGUGCUCGUACUCACUCCACAUGAGGUAUCAGUACUUCUACUUUCUAUGUUGUAA
Molecule: messenger RNA, 705 nt
Organism: Pundamilia nyererei
Lineage: Eukaryota; Metazoa; Chordata; Actinopteri; Cichliformes; Cichlidae
Source: RefSeq, a predicted model, not a curated record